CUUACGCUGCGAACACUCUGAAACCAUGGUACAAGGCACAAGACAGGAAAGUAAUUUCCAACGAUGACACCACCACCUCAAGCAUCCAGUCCUCACCACCGUUUGAGAAAGACUUGGGAUGAUUUUAAUCGAGCCUUGAGAUCUCCUGAACCAUUCAACCCUUUUGUUUGGGUGUAUCGACUGUCUGCCGCUGGCCUGGAUUACUGCUACUGCCAAAGCGGACUGAGCCAGGUUGUGGCAAGAUAUCAACUCCAGAAACGAUGGACCUCCUUAAUACCACUCUUUGUGUUGGGCUUGGUGUUGUUUCUGUUAUUGCUCCAUUUUAUUUCCAUUCGGAAAAUGAUCCAAGAACGAUGGUGCGGGAGCAACAACAAUGACAACUGCUGGGCAGCAAUUUCUCAAGACGCCUGUGUCACCUACUUUGCCCUUAUGAUUCUCUUUUUUUAUUUCAAGACAAAUCUUACAUCUCCUGGUGUGGCAUUGCCGUCGUCGUUGCAGAAUCCAAAUAAUUCUCAACCAGCAGUCUGGAAAUCCACAAACAAUCGGGGAGGAUUCUAUGGCAGCUGUGGAUACCCAAAAUUGGAUCCGGUGGCAGAAAAGCACAGAGUGGCGCUCUACGGUCCCGCCCUGAAGAAUAAUGCAAAUGCCACAACCAAACAACAACAACAACAACAAAAGACGAGUAGUGCUACCACUACUACUGAACUCCCGACUCUGUUUCCGAGCCCGGAACCUUCGUAUUGUGACAAAUGCAACAUUACGCGUCCCCCACGAUGCCACCAUUGUCGUGUUUGCAAUCGAUGCGUCUUGCAAUUCGAUCACCAUUGCCUGUGCGUCAACAAUUGCAUCGGAUACAACAAUUAUCGAUACUUCCUGGCUCUUCUCAUCCACAUUGUGCUGGCUUGUUGGUAUUGCCUUGCCGUCAUGGUUGUGCCAUUCUACGAGCUGAUACGGAAGGAACAGGCGAGACAAGAAGCGGAAUACUCGAAUCCAGCAUCAGCAGCAGAAGAAGAAGAAUAUGUCAAUUUGGCCUUGGAGAGGCUCUAUUGGUAUGUUGCCAGGAGUCGAUUGUUUGAAGAUGUACCGGCAGGUCCAGUGGGACUCUUGGGGCUCAUUAGGAGUGAAGAGGGGUUGCCUUGGACAGUUUCCAUCAAGAUUGCAUAUCCAUUCCUCUUGGGAGUGGGGGUGAUCAUGUCCGUGUUCUUGGGAUAUCAUCUCAAGUAUGUCAGCAGGGCCAAAACCACAUUAGAGUACAAGAUUGUUUUGGAUGCCACACUCUCUUCACUGAUGGAACAAUACACAACAACAGAAACAAAAUUCAAACUAGGAGCCACGGCUCAAAAUCCUUUUGAUUGUGGAUGGAAAAAGAACAUCUAUCGCAUUGUCGGGGACAAACCAUGGCUGCUAUUCCUUCCAGUCAGUGUGGACCCUCCGAGUCCUUUUGUUCCUCAUCAACCGGCAAGGCGCGACUCGAAAAAGGCGAAAUAAUGAGC
Messenger RNA from Seminavis robusta, 1493 nucleotides. The record is from the annotation of a GenBank genome assembly. NCBI's taxonomy places the organism in Eukaryota, Bacillariophyta, Bacillariophyceae, Naviculales, Naviculaceae.